Phalacrocorax carbo (great cormorant) is the source of this 3139-nucleotide messenger RNA. The record is from RefSeq and is a predicted model, not a curated record. NCBI's taxonomy places the organism in Eukaryota, Metazoa, Chordata, Aves, Suliformes, Phalacrocoracidae.
UUCCCUACCUCUUCAGGACCUGUUUCCAAAGUGCUGGAAAAUGACACCCUGGCUCCAGGCCCAGCUUUUGGGGUGUCUGGGAUGCUCAAGACUGGGUUGUCAGGAUGCAGUAAUCCAGGCAGUGUGGACCACACCAAAAGUCCUCUCCAGCCAGGACUGCUACCCCCAGAGCAGAGCUCCCGCCAGGAAAAAAAAAACAAAACAAAACCAAAAAUCCCACCCCAAACCACCACCUUUACAAAAAUACCCCAAAAGCUGAAACUUCAUGGGCUGAAGGCAACAGCCAGGACAAGUCGUGCCUUUGCCCCUCACAUCCUUUCUCCUAGGGGGGCUGGGGUGGGUUCAACCAGGGCAAGCCCCCCGAGCCAGCCAUGCUCUGCCUGGACCCCAGCCCCAGUGCAAGGGGGCCUGCUACCCACCCAGUUUGGAGCAUCUCCUGGUGCAAGGAGUCUUGCUCCACCCACCCAAUCUGGGGCGUCCCGCUGUGCAGGGGUCCUGCUCCCCUUUCCCCCCACCCAGGAGCAUCCCCAGUGCAUGAGACUCCAGAGACGGGUCAUUCCCGUCUCACUUUCCUGCUUGGGACGAAGCAUCCCGAGCCCAAGGCGGGGAUACCCCGGGGUGGAGGGGCCCCAGGGCCGGAGCACCCCCGCCGGGCGCCCAGGGCCAGCCCCGGGGGCGGGCAGGCUGCGGCCGGGGGGCCCUGCCCGCGGCUCGGGGGUGCAGAGCACCCUCUCCCGGCGCUGCCUGCGAGCAGCUGCGGGACUUUUUUUUUUUUUUUUUUUUUUUAAUUUUAAUUUUUUUUCUGCCUGCCAGCCCCAGCUGGGGCGGUUCGUCCCGUCCCGUCCCGUCGCGUCCCGCCCGGGCCCGCCGGGCAGCGGAAGGCUCUCGCCGGGGGAUGCAGCGCCCCACGCCCCGCGGCUGAGCGGGCUCCCGGCCGGGGCUCCAUGGGCUGCACCGGCAGCGCUCUGCGCUGCUGCCCCGCCGGAGGCAAGCCCCCUCUCUCUCUGCCAGAGACAGCUAAAAACCCAGCAGCAGAGCGGACCGGCUUCCCAGGAGCUCACAGCCUUGAAGACAGAGAACGCCAAUGCCACCCUGUUGCCUGAGGAUGGGAAGGAGAAGGCAGCACUGCGAGAGGAGCGGACAGAGAGCACAAGACUCCUCCAAGGUCGGGAGGAGGAGCAGUUGCAGGAUGCCAGCUGGACAGGCACUGAAAGAAUGGCCCCAGACAUUAACCUCCAGGUGGGAAAGGGAAAAAACCUGGAGCUGGAGGAGCAGUUCAAUGCCCUGAAGAAGGAGCACACAGAGACCCUGCAAGAGCUCCAGAGAGUGCAUGAGCAGGAGAAGCUGCUGCUGGCAGAGUCCCACCACAGGUCCCAGGCGGCCUUACAGGAGACCAUCCAGGCACUAAAUUCCCAGCUGAAAUCCUUCCAGGAGAGGAUGAAGCGGGUGGAGGAGUCGCUCUUGAGCACAGACUACAAGAAGCACAUCCAGGAGCACGGGAGCCCCAGCCCCUUCUGGGAGCAGGAGCUGGAGAGCCUGCACUUUGUCAUCGAGAUGAAGAACGAGCACAUUCACGGCCUAGACAAGAAGCUGCUGAACCUGGAGACUGUGGCGGAGAGAAACCUUCUGCUGGAGGAGAAGGUGAAGACCCUUCAGCAGGAGAACGAGGACCUGCAGGUUCGCACUCAGAACCACUUGGUCAUGGCAAGGCAGCUGUCAGAGGAGCUCCUGGCCACCCGCGGGGCGCUGGAGAAGGAGACACAGCUGCGGGAGCAGGCUCACCAUGAGAAGGAGGAGCUGCUGUACCGCGUGCUCAACGGCGGGGAUGGGUCCCCCUUCCCCAUCGCUGCUGGCGAGGUGCCCCUCAUCACCACGUAGCACACCGCCAACCAGCACCACGCGCUGCUGGAGGGGACCACUGCGCUUUCCUCCGGGCGCAUGAGCCCAGGGCUGCUCUCACAAGUGCCCCACUGCAGGGGCAGAGCCCUGGGCCAGCUGAGACCUCAGGGCUGCCCGUCUGACUGGACAAUGGAGCAUUUCACAGGACACUUGUGCCUGCCUUUGCCCAGCCCGUGCAGGGCUGCCAGGGAACCCCAGCCACUCCCCCAUGCCUUAGCUGCACCCCUUUCUCUGGUGGAAGGCUGGGGGUGGGCUUUCUGAAGGUAAAAGGGGUCAACCAGGAGACACAGAUGUGCAUUGGGCUGGAUCUGACCCAGCACUUGGCUCUGAACAUAACCAGCUCAGUGUUGCCUUGGGGCAGAGAAACAAGGAAGAUGAGGUGGGCACUGGAAUGUCAUGGGGAUGAGCACCAGGAGGAUGAAGAGGGUGCUGGAGACAUAGUGGUGUUAAGGUACCUCACUCCCUGAGAAGUGGAUGAGCCACAGAGGCUUUCAUGGGGCAGCAGCAACGGGCAGGAGGGAUGGGUGCAGCCAGGUCUGUCUACCACCCCCAGCACUGCCCUUGACAUAGACCGUGUCAACCUGUCUUGCUCUGGGGCUUGGCCUCCUGCUCAGGCUGCUCCGAGCCGAUGCCACCCACUCCUGCCUUCCCCAGUGAAAGCAGGGCUUCCCCUGCCCAGGACCUGCCUCUCUCCCUGGAGAGAGGGGGUCCAAGCAGGGGUCCCACCCAUGCCCUCCUCUCCCCAUCACCGCCUCCAUCUUCAGUGAAUGGCUCCCACCACCCAGGUGUGCCCCCAGUGACCACCAUGCAGAGGCCAAGUCCUUUUUGUCCCCGCUGUCCAUCAGCAGCACCACCAGCCCCGUGUUCUCCCCUGAAGCUGGGCAGAGGCUGUGUGCCCAGAGCUGCACAUUUGGGGAGCAGAGCGUCCUCCUAAGUGGGAGAAGGCUUCAGCGGUGGCUGCCAGCAGGUCAUACCCCUCCCUGCUCCAAGCCAGCGCAUCCCCAUCUAGGAAGACACUGCCAGUGUGGCUGUGGGGCCGUGGCUCAAGGCUGGAUGCACACAAGCACUUUCCUCUGGGCGCACAAGUGUGGUGGGACGGUCACUGCUCCGGGGGCUGUCACUGGCCUGUCCCCUCCCCAGGGCUGUUUAGCUGAGGGGUGCAUGUGCCUCUGUGUGUGUGUGUGCGCACCAGGCCAACGUGCUACUGGCUGUAAUAAUUAAAAGUCUGUAAGAAGCAGCA